Molecule: messenger RNA, 396 nt
Organism: Impatiens glandulifera
Lineage: Eukaryota; Viridiplantae; Streptophyta; Magnoliopsida; Ericales; Balsaminaceae
Product: protein TRACHEARY ELEMENT DIFFERENTIATION-RELATED 7A-like
Exons: 1
Coding region: 1-396 (131 amino acids)
Source: RefSeq, a predicted model, not a curated record
AUGGAGUUUAGUUUUCAUUCAUUGUUGAUCUUGUUACUGGUGGUAAUUACCCUCUCCACCAUCGUCGUCGAUGCUGACACAAAUGCAGUGUCUCCUUUACCUCAGGUGAUCCAUAAAUCGCAUAAGAAACCACAUCCAUCGCAUCCACCGCCACCCACAGGGAAUCUUACUCCAAUUCCGUACUAUCUAUCAGAGUCGGACCAUUUUGUGAAGCCUCCGUCCAUACAGAAGCCUACACCAGCUCCGCAUCAUCCAUCGCCGCCAAUACAAAAGCCUAUACCAGCUCCGCAUCAUCCAUCACCGCCAGUUGAGGGGGAAGCGCCACUUGAGGGGAAACUUCCACCUCAUAAAAGUAAGCCAAAACAUAGAAAACAUCCCCCUCCACCCAUUUACUAG